GGGUCUCUAGGCCCCUCUUCCCCGGGCCCUGGUGGGGGAGGGUUGGUGACGUCGGCGCGUGUCGCAUCACCCUGCUUACGUCACGGUACCACGUGCGUUUGUGUGACGUCACUGAGGCCAUUGCAUGACGUAGGUGGCGUAAGUGGUGGUACAACACCUGCACCCAUGGGAUGUCAUCGAUGCCCUGGUGUCACGAGUGACGCGGGACAUGCCUGUGUGAUGUCAUCCGUGGCGCGUGCGCCUGUGUGAUGUCAUCCGUGGCACAGCGGUCUAACCGUGGUGCUGAGAUACCGGCGCCUGGUUGGCCUCGUCCUGUGGCUGUGACACGGGUGUAGCCGUGGUGCUGUGGAACGUGUACCCCUGCUAUCCAUGCAGUGAUUGCCACACAGCGAUGGAAAGAUGCCGGAGCACAUGUAGCCUCAUUUGAUGGAACCAGUUGAUGUCAUGACGUUGUUGUGUGACAUCAGUGUCGCAGCUGGGUGUUUGGCCUCUUCAUGCUAUGAUGUAAAAGAGCAUGUGACCAGAUUGUGGGUCCUGUAUUGUCUUUUUGACACCAGUACAUGGUGAUGUCAUAUCAUUUGACAUGAUGCGAUGGUGCCUUGAAGACAAUAUUAUGUGGUCACUGAAUUUGCAUAUUUAUGGCAGUUUCACCACAUCUCUGUGCAUCCUUGCUACAUUAUGAACAAUCAACACGCUAUGCCACUAGGAAAUCAUAAAUUUUUGUAUGUGAUGUGAUGUCAUGUGACAUCACCAUAAAAUGCCAGUAUGAGGCCAACCUGUGUUGUAAUGUGCCAUCCUCCAGCAAAGGCUAUGACUACCCCUAGUGUUUGGGGUAGUUAGUUUAGUUAGUUACACAGACAACAUGCUCAUAUUUAUUGAAAGUGAUGCAGAUCCAUCGUAAUUUUAGUACAGAUAGACAAAUUGCCUAUGAGCACUUUAAACAUUGUUAUGUCUAACCCUGAUCUGAGCUGAGCAUCCGCUCAAUGAUAAGGUUUUAAAAACAUUGGGAGCCUAAUCUGCAUGAAUGUCUGUACUGUCAUUGACACCAACACUCCAAUGUUGGCAACAGUGGGAUUUUGUUCACAGAAAUAGUGUAGACAAAGCUGUUGAGUUACUAUGAUAUUAUAAUGCAACAUUCUGCAUAGUUUCUUCAAUGUGAUGUGAUGGUGCAGAGAUUGUUAUAUAACCAUAUUUUUGCCUCAUGUUCAAGGAAGCUUAUCCUAAAGAAUGCUGGAUCAGGAUAUCGUAUGCUAUGACUUAUCUGAUGUACCACCCUUCUGUAUUAGAAGCUGGAUGGAAGCUGCUUCAUGAUUAUGCUAAAUAGGCACAGCCUUUGGGCUGCUGGUAUAUUGGCAAAUGCAACAAAAUUUGGAAUCUCUUUAUUUAGGAAGAUCUAAAGGCUGAAAAUGAUCUGUUCAGUCUAGCUUCUAAAAUACCUUUUUUAUUCAAGCCAGGUGUGACUUGGAAAGGAAGGAUACCUACCAAACAACUGCAUUCAGACACACUGAUUAUAUAAUGCUGCUAUGCUCUUUGUCUGCAUAUUUUAAAUAUGAAUCAAGGAGUAGACACUAAAUCCCUCAAAAGAGUCUUUCAAACAAUAUUACAUUUCUUCUCCAGUAUUUUCAGAAUUCUUAUUAUUUGUGUGUAUCAGUGACCUGCUUUUUUUAAACAUCUAAGUAAUAAAACUAUAGAGAUUCAGCUGAACAUGUAACAUUAUACAAUUAUUUUAUAUAACCAAGUUUGUACAUGUUUGGUAGUUACUGUUCAAAGUUCCAUAACUUCUUAUUCUGUUCUGGGCGAAUGUGACAUACAGCCAGCAUUAUUCCAUCCUCAAGUUGACUCAUCUCUUCAAGUGUUCACAAGAAAUGAGUCGACCACAUUAUCAUGCACAUACAAACAAACUUCCUGCUUAUUUAAAAACAAGUAGUUCCGUGGCACUAACAAAAAGAACUACUCAUUGUUUUUAAAGUUCCAGACUUAACACAGCUGCCCCUCUGAGACUUUCCUGUUUAUUUGUUCAUCUAGUUCCCAGUGUCUUCCUUAGAUUGGAAACUCUUUGGAAAGGUAACUAGCAUUAGUUUUGUGUCUCUCCUUCUGCCAUGCACAUUGCUGGCACUGAACUAAUACAUAGUUACACUUAUGGUAUGGGCCACAUCCUGUGAAAUAACUUUACCUUAUCCUUUGCUCCAACAUAAGAUAGCUGUGAGCACAAAUAGAUGAAUAGGUUUCCAUGCAUAGUGUUUGUGUUGUUGGAGAGGGCUCCAUUUAAUUUCCUACCUACAAUACAUUGGCAGAUUUCAGCUUUCUUUAAACAUUCAUUGGGCUAUUGCUAGUGGUCUCAUGAAGAUUUGUUCACUGACAUAUUCAUUUUGGUUAUAUCUAGGCUUGGAAUGAUGAGGGUUUUUUCAGUAUCAGUAAAUGUCUAUUUACUGUACACACAAAAGUCAGUGAAAAAUAUUUCCAUUAAUGAUAAUCAAAAUGUGCAGAUAGGCAAAGCAAGAAAAGUGCUAUUUGAGAGCUUAUUAAGGUUUGAUUUAAGGGUAUUUACUUUGUACAUUUUGACAUGUGACAUUGACUAUUUGUGUUUAACAGUUAUAAAGCUUUAACUUUUUGAAUCUCAGAAUCUGAUGUCAUUACAUCAUUUUGCUCCGUUCUCCCACCCCCUGCACAUGAUUUCCUGCAACUGUGAAAAUUUAAAUAGAUGAAAAUUUGUAAAAAGGCUUUCAAUGGGCCACUGACAUAGCCACUCAAAAUGAUAAAGAAGGAAAACAUCAAAUUCUGCCGCCUAGUCUAUUUCAUUUUGUAUAGUAAAAGCCAUUAGAUCAGUUCGUGCUCUCAUUCUUUUGCCAAAGUGCUAGCAGAUAUCAUUCUUUGAAAUCCUCGCCUUAUACAUUCUACUCCUGGGUAUCCAGUAUGUUCCAGAGGUGACUUUCUGCCAGAUUAAUUGUAAAUCCAGGUCUGACCCUCUGUGCAGCAGUGCUCGGUUGUGAUCUCACAAGAAAGCAUGACAAUCAGUCACCAGUAGAUCAAACGGAACUUCUUUAUUAUGACACCUCUAAAUUUAGAGAACAUAAGAACGGCCAUACUGGGUCAGAGGCCAGACACUGGUCAGAAGUCCAGGAAGACUUAAGUGUCAGAUCUCACCUUUUCCCACCCACCACAAACACAGAACCCACAUAAGACAUUCUCAUCUGAAACUGCUCCCUGGAGGAUGGACCCGAACUCAGUGAGGACUAAAGUCCCAGCCUUCUUGUCUGACUUGGGAAAAGCGACGCUCCGGGGAAUAAGGAAAUGUCCCCGGUGCGGCACCUACAAUGGCACCCGAGGGCUGAGCUGCAAGAACAAAACCUGCGGGACGAUCUUCCGCUACGGCGCUCGGAAGCAGCCCGGCGUCGACGCCGUGAAGAUCAUCACGGGCUCGGAUCUGCAGAUCUACUCGGUGCGGCAGAGAGACAGGGGGCCGGACUACCGGUGCUUUGUGGAGCUGGGGGUUUCCGAGACCACGAUCCAGACGGUGGAUGGGACCAUCAUCACGCAGCUCAGCUCCGGCCGCUGCUACGUCCCGUCGUGUUUGAAGGCAGCCACCCAAGGCGUGGUGGAAAACCAGUGCCAGCACAUCAAGCUGGCUGUGAACUGUCAGACGGAGGCCACCCCUUUGACUUUGAAAAGCUCCAUCUUAAAUUCCAUGCAGGCCCCCGCCGAAACUAAGCAAACCAUCUGGCAGCUGGCCACAGAGCCCACUGGCCCCCUGGUGCAAAGGGUGACCAAGAACAUCCUGGUGGUGAAGUGCAAGGCCAGCCAGAAGCACAGCCUGGGGUAUCUCCACGCCUCCUUUGCUCAGAAGAUGAGCAGUAAGAACGUGCCUGAGCACAGGUUUCUCUGCUCCUGCCAGACUCUGAAAUCCAGCAAGGCCAGCUCUGCCCAGGGAGAGGCUGCCCAGAGAUGCAUUCACUUCUUCGCCUGCAUCUCUUCCUUUGCCAGCGACGAGGCCUUGGCUCAGGAGUUCUCCGAGUUCCUCAGUUACGAUUCCAGCGGUCUCAAGGGGAUCAUAGUGCCCCAGUUAGUCUGCCAUCCUGAAUCCACCCUGCAGGCUGGCGAGCCCACUGCUUCCAAGCCAAAAAAGAGGAAAAAGGAUGAAACAUCUGGUACACAAGGAAAUAGCCCACUCCUGGCUCAAGAUCCAGCCAACAGCAAUCUGAGGAAAAGUGGACUGAAAAAGCCAGCUGUUGCCUCUUCACUAAAAAGGCAAGCCUGUAAUCAGCUGCUGGAUGAGUCACAGGUGACCUUGUCUUUCCAAGAAUGGCUGGCCAGUGUCACCGAACGUAUCCAUCAAACCAUGCAUUACCAGUUCGAUGGCAAACCAGAGCCCUUGGUGUUCCACAUACCUCAGUCUUUCUUCGACGCCCUGCAGCAGAGGAUUUCCAUCGGAAGCACAAAGAAACGGCUGCCUAAUUCCGCUACAGCUUUUGUCCGGAAAGACGCCCUGCCCUUGGGGACCUUCUCCAAAUACACCUGGCACAUUACCAAUAUCCUGCAGGUCAAGCAAAUAUUUGACACUCCUGAGAUGCCCUUAGAAAUCACACGCAGCUUCAUCCAGAACCGGGAUGGGACCUACGAGCUGUUUAAGUGCCCCAAGGUGGAGGUGGAGAGCAUCGCGGAGACGUACGGUCGCCUGGAGAAGCAGCCCAUCAUCCGGCCCUUGGAGCUCAAAACCUUCCUCAAAGUUGGCAACACCUCACCCGAUCAGAAGGAACCGACGCCUUUCACCAUUGAGUGGAUACCGGAUAUUUUACCCCAGUCCAAGAUUGGUGAGCUGAGGAUUAAGUUUGAGUACGGCCAUCACAGGAACGGACAUACCACCGAGUACCAGGAGCAACGCCCUUCGCUAGACCAGACCCUGGAACUAACUCCGCUGACCACCAUCACCUUUCCUUGACAUCCACACAGCCCCGCUCCCGGCUACGUUUGCACAGCCCAGCUCUGGUUUCGCUGCCGGGGCACCGCUAGCACUGAACUCGUAUGGCCUCCCACACGGCACUGCUCUGUGCAGCUGAUGCUUUCUGUUUUCUAAGUAGCCACGGGGCCAACACUAGAAGAAAGAUGCCUCACCUGCUCUAUCAGUAGCUUAUUUUGAUGCUGCUUUACAGCUAGUCUGCACUCAAACUCUGCUGUGUUCUGGACACCCCUCUGCAUUCCCACACAUCGGUGCACUUCAGCCUUUGGGUCGUAGCUUCUUUCUGUCACUUCCCCCAGAAAACAGACGCAUCUGCUGCUCCCAGCUGGGAGAAGAUGGUGUAUUAUGCAGUGAGCUAGAACCUUGUAUCACUACAUGAACCAUGGUGGCAUCGUCCAGUUUUAUGCCGUACUCUCAAAUCUUUUUUUAAAUAAAGCACACAGGC
Messenger RNA from Pelodiscus sinensis (Chinese soft-shelled turtle), 5399 nucleotides. It is a transcript of the gene C28H2orf42, whose product is annotated as chromosome 28 C2orf42 homolog. Gene Ontology annotation, cellular component: nucleus. The record is from RefSeq and is a predicted model, not a curated record. NCBI's taxonomy places the organism in Eukaryota, Metazoa, Chordata, Testudines, Trionychidae.